AUGAACCCUCUGGAACCGACCGAGUCCAUCGCUCGGCCGAAGCGACAUAUCGGUACGCUCGAGAUUGCAGCGGUUGGCUACAGUAUCUGCAACAGCUGGUCAGGGAUCAUGGCAACCUUUGCGUUCGUCGUCAAUCAAGGAGGCUCUCCCGCACUUUUGUACGGCUUGGUCGUCGUGUUCGUUGUGUAUGGUUGUAUUGCUGGUACGCUCUCCGAGCUCGCCAGUGCAUACCCAUCAGCUGGCGGCCAAUACCACUGGACGUCGAUUCUCGCACCGAAACGAUGUGCCAACUUCCUGAGCUAUCUGUGCGGCUCCUUGAACGUCUUCGCCUGGAUCGCCAUCACCGCAGGCGUAACAGUGAUUGUGCCGCAGAUUCUCUUCGCCGUCCUCGUCCACUUCGACACCAGUUAUAUCCCUAAGCCGUGGCAUGUCUUUCUCAUUUACCAAGCCGUCAACGCAGUCUGUCUGAUCCACAACAUCUUUGCCCUGCGAAAGUCGAUGUGGGUCUUCAACUACUUUCUCGCUCUCUCGCUAGCCGGCUUCUUCGUCGCGACCGUCACAUGCGUAGCGCGCGCCCCACGCUACCAGUCUGAUGAAGCAGUCUGGAUUACCUUCACCGACAGGUCUGGCUGGAACAACCAAGGCGUCGCCUUCUUGACAGGUCUGCUGUCUCCGGGAUACAUGUACGCCGGCUUCGACGGCGCCAUUCACCUGGCCGACGAAGCCAUGAACGCGUCCGUGGCGGUCCCGCGCGCCAUGCUUAGCACCUGGCUCAUCGGAUUUGUUUCGGCCUUCGUUCUGGCGACCGCGACGAUGUACAGUGCGCAGGACUUCGACUUGAUUGCUGCCACCCCUACCGGUCUUCCCGCCUUCGAGCUUUUACGCCAAGGCAUGCAAUCAGAUGCCGCAGCUACUGUCAUUGUGCUCAUCAUAGUGGUUUCCGCAUUUGCGGCCACUGCAGGAUGUCAACAGACCGCCUCCCGCUUGAUGUGGACCUUCGCCCGCGACAGAGGCUUCAUCUACAACCACCGCUUCUCCCGCCUCAACACUCGCUGGCAAGUUCCAAUCUGGGCUCUGUGCAUCAACGCCGCGGUCGUUUUCGUGAUCGGGUGCCUCUAUCUAGCGUCUUCAACCGCAUUCAACGCCUUCAUCGGGACGGGGCUGGUGCUUCAGCUGUUGACGUUUGCAUUUCCCGCUGCACUUCUGCUGGUGAGAAAGAGGUCGGCUGAGUUCUUGCCCCCGACGCGGAAGUUUCGUCUGCCGUCGGCGGUGGGAUGGAUCGCGAAUUUCUGCACGGUCGGAUUUGCGCUGGUGUGUUUUGUGUUUUACGACCUACCUGCGGUGCUCCCUGUCGAGGCUGGGAAUAUGAAUUAUUCGAUCGCUGUCAUUGGGGUUAUGGUCGUUGCAAUUCUGAUCAAUUGGCUGAUCUAUGCGAGGAUACAUUACCACGGGCCAGAUCUUGAGCACCUGGAAAGUUUUUGA
Messenger RNA from Zymoseptoria tritici IPO323, 1482 nucleotides. RefSeq lists its product as uncharacterized. Gene Ontology annotation, molecular function: transmembrane transporter activity. The coding region runs from base 1 to 1482 and encodes 493 amino acids. The record is from RefSeq and is a predicted model, not a curated record. Gene Ontology annotation, cellular component: membrane. NCBI's taxonomy places the organism in Eukaryota, Fungi, Ascomycota, Dothideomycetes, Mycosphaerellales, Mycosphaerellaceae. The transcript has 7 exons. Gene Ontology annotation, biological process: transmembrane transport.